AUGAAGCAAAAUAUUGGACGGGGCGAAUUUUCUCAGUUCCCCAAUUUGUCACAGACAAGCUGUCAGGAAGACGACGUUUCCACUUACGUUCAACAUUUAAAUGCCCUCUAUUCAGAUUUUGAAUCUAGGUUUGAGGAUAUUUUGACUAUGGUAAUACCACCGUGGAUAAUUAAUCCAGAUGGUGACAUAAAAGAAACGAAUGUCAUAAUACAAGAGGAACUGACUGAACUAAGUACAAACGAAGAACUUAAGGUUCAGUUUAAAAACGGAUAUCAGCAAUUCUGGCUGCAAAACAACAUACCCGUUACUUAUCCCGUAUUAUGGACUAUAGCGAGGAAAUUUUUAAUUUCCUUUCCAUCGUCAUACCUAGUGGAAAGGGGGUUCAGCGCUGUUACCAAUCUCCUAACGAAAAAAAGAAACAGACUGGACAUAUUAGCCGAGGAGAUUUAA
This is a messenger RNA of Acanthoscelides obtectus, 450 nucleotides long. The record is from the annotation of a GenBank genome assembly. NCBI's taxonomy places the organism in Eukaryota, Metazoa, Arthropoda, Insecta, Coleoptera, Chrysomelidae.